AUGAACGUCAAGCAGAAAAGCCCUGCCAUUGUUCAGAGAUCAGGGUCAACCAGUGAUGAUCUUUUGCAGUUUGUGGAGAUGGACACCUUUGGCAGUAAGUUACAGCAGAAGGCUCUGCAGCAACCUAAGCAGAAGAAAUCCAAGUCGGCUGAAUUUCUGAUGGGUGAAGAAGAGAGAGCUACUGUGGUGGGCAUAGAAAACCCAGCCUUCGAUGAAGGAAGAAGCACCGAGCUUUCCAUUCCUUCGGUUUGGCUGGGGAGAGAAAUUCGAGGUGACAGGCCAGAUAGCACCCUUGCAGCUCACCAAAAAAAAAUGGAGCUGCAAGCCCCUGCCAAAGAAAGAGGAAAUGAGCGCGCCCAAAAUUACUUUGACCCGACGUCGGCAGAGCAGACAGACCCAAGGCAUUGCGGGAUGGCUGGGGUCAGCGCUGAAGAUGAGCUGGAAUUAACAAUAUUGAAUUCUGAUGAAAACAGACUGUAUGAAAGGAUGGCUGCACUGCUGGAUGAGGAUGAUACCUUCAUAGACAUACCAGGUACGCUGCAAGCCUCCAGGGAUGAGGAGGUGUUGGAGGUGAAGGCGGGUGAUCUGGUGCUUCAGCGGCGACUGCUGCUCCACAGUGGUGGUGAUGCCUCGGGCUCCAGGCCCUCCCAGGCCCGUACCAUUGCCAAAACCCAGGCUGAGGGGAGUGCUGGGCAGGGAGGAGAGGCUGGACUCGAAGCAGGGAGGAUGGUAAUGGGCAGAGAAAGCGCUGUAAAAAUGAAGACAGCUGAGGAGGUGAUCCCCCACUACGCCCAGCAGCUGAGGGAGCGUGUGCGGCCUGACAUGAUCACGCUUGGCAGCCUUUCACUGCAGCAGCAAGCGGCUCAGAAGGGACCCCUGAAGAGGAGUGAGUGGGCAAAGAGAAAAAAAAGACUAAUGGCCCUCUUCACUGGCAAUGUUAAGCAGCCCAAUUCACAAAGAGACUGCGAUGAGGCGGCGAGACCACAACCCAGGCUGAACACACUGCUCCACUGCAGCAGAAACACUGAGAGCCUGUCACUCAGAGUGCUGGGGGAAGGCCAAGAAGAAGCGAUAGCCAAAUACAGCCAGAUGACAGAGCUCCCACAAUCCUCUUCUUCAGCAUCACGGCCCCUGUGGCAGAGAGACCAGAACAACGCUCUCCAGCCUCUGGAGGUGUGUGUGUGCUGCCUAAGAGCCACCAGAGACAAGCUUCCCAGGGGUCUCUAUACUGUCAGUAUGGCCCUUCACAGCCGUCUCGGGGGUCCAGCUCUGCCCUGGUACAAUAAGAAAAACCAGCAAACAUGGGCAACGUCCACUGAGCCGACAGAGCAUCGGGGCCGCUUCUACGACAAUGACCUGCACAUUAACCAGAGCCUGUUGACGAUCUUACCUGCCGCCUGUGAGAUCGCCCCCUCCAUGGUCCUAAUAUUCCAACUGAUCACACUACCAGGAGACAGCAGCCACAUCAGCUCCGUACUGGCCUGGGGGGCAUUUCCGGUUUGUGGGCCAAGCCUCAGUCUCAUCCAGGGCAGGUUCAAAACUCCAAUGCUCAGGGGGGAGCCCAGCACGCAACUGGACCAGUUUAAAAAAAUUGAAGCCCUCAUCUCCUCUGAUCUAGACCACUGGCUGUGCAACCUGUAUUUUCAGGUAAAAAGGCUUCCACCUGGCGCAUCUGGGGGGCAGGAACACUGCAUCACCGUAUCGAUACCAACUUCUAACCUCCCUGUCAUGCCCCAACCUGAGGUCCAUCAUGAUCAACCCCAGAACCAGCUGCCACUCCAGCUCCCAUCACAGUCCCACUUCUGUCCUCAACCCAUCCAUCCACAGUUCCAACAGCAGGGGCAUGCGGGCCCCAGCCGCAGAGCAGAAGAGCCCACUGUGCUGCAUUCUCACCGGGGGUCUCCUCUCCACCUGUCAGCUGAUUCUGCUUGCUCUUCCUCAUCUCUGCCAGGGAAGAAUUUCUCCUCAGGAGCCUUUUCUGGAAACACUGGGGAGAAGAGUGAUCCAUGUAGGGAGAAAGCAGAGGGUGGGAUUCACUACAAGAAGAAGCCAAUCAAGAAGACAAAUAGCUGUGGCCCCAGCAUGAGCGGCAGAAGUGCACCGCCUCGGCAGGCAGACAAACAGAAGAUGCAGCCUUCAAUGGAGAACCUCUCCACGGAGGAGAUGGAGGAGUAUACAUUCUCCCUACAAUCACCGCUGCCUGGACCUAGUUCCUGUCCUCCGAGCCUGUCUGACCGAGCCCGCCUGGCCCUCUGCAUGCUGCCGUCCGAGCUGGGCCUGCCGUUGCCCCGGCAACAACAACAACUGCAUAGUAGCUGGCAUGGCUCCGUUCGGCAGCUCGGCCUCAUUAUGCUGCUGCUGGCUUUGAUGUGGUUUGUGAGGCUCUACCUGCAUUACUGCAGCCAGUGGCUCUACCUCCAGGCCAUAGCAGUUCCUGUCAACAAAUUCCACUUCCACGCACACACGGUAGACCUCGUGUACCAGAGUUCUUUGCUCCACACCCGGGAGGAGCUGGCAAUGGUGGUAGUGGGUCCCCUGACCUUGAACGCAAUAACGUUCCUGCUGGUUCUGAUCAGAUGUGGCUGUCAACAGAUAUUUGGCUCACUCCCUUCCUUCACGUCAAAGUUUAUCAUGGCUCAGGGAGUGUGGACAGUCCUCGACCCCCUGGCAGUCUUUGCAGUGGACGCCGUCCUCGGGCGUCUCGCCUACAGCCCCGAUGCACCAGUUGCUGAUGCAGCCAAGCUUUACUGGCACUUCUAUCGAGUUGACCGAUCAGGUGCAGCAGGAGUGAUCAUCACCCUGUUCCUCUAUGCAGUUCUUUUCCUGCUUUCUAUCACCAUCCUCUCCAUUUACCUGCUCAGAUUUCACAAUGAUGGCCGCAUGCUGGAUAUCUUUCAGCGACUCACAGCCAAGGAAGGGAUGUACUUCCUGCCUCAGGACCUGGAGCUGUCCAAUCAGGAACUGAGCUACGUUGUCAAGAAGGCAGAGCAGUGGAGGGGCUUCAAUGGGGAGAGACGCAAGGUGGCUGUUAAUGACUAUAUCUGGACGGCAGAGGACCCCUUGUCAGACUCUGAAACCCCUUGUGAUGAACGGCACAGGGAAGGUGCACCCCUCCCAGAGGGUGAGACCAGCACCCAUGUGACAGUCUACACUCUGUACCUGAGCGGGCUGAAGCAAAGAUACAGGCACUUCCUCCGACAUCCGGAUGGGGCUAUCGUUGAAGUGAUUGGUGACGUGGAGAGGGCCGACAGUGCAGCAAGGAUGCUGCCCUGCCAGGGUCAGAGCUCUGCCAAUCAGAGGGAGGACAAAGGAGGUGCAAGUGCUUCUCUCCAGUUACGGAAACGGAAGAAACUGUUUGGACGGUCCCAUCGUGUCGAGCCAGUAGGGGGAAGCGGAUGCGGCUCCAGCUUUGCACUGCAGGACCUCAGUCAAUGAUAUCACAAAGACAGUCGGACCUCAAACUGAUGACAAUCAUCUGACAUUAAGAAUCUGCAAUAUACUAUGUAAAAGUUGUUACAUUUCUAAAUACUUGAAUUUUUUCCGGCCCUGUGUAUGGUUGUUAGAUUCAAAUAUGAAAAACUCUGCUGAUUAGUUUCUCAACUGUAAGUAGUUUAGAUUAUAUUGCUGACUUGGAAAUGCACUACAAUGCAUCUCAUAAGCAAAUUUUAACAGCUGGUUUUUACACACGUCAACAU
Stegastes partitus (bicolor damselfish) is the source of this 3695-nucleotide messenger RNA. It is a transcript of the gene ofcc1, whose product is annotated as orofacial cleft 1 candidate 1. The record is from RefSeq and is a predicted model, not a curated record. NCBI's taxonomy places the organism in Eukaryota, Metazoa, Chordata, Actinopteri, Pomacentridae. Bases 1 to 3435 code for a protein of 1144 amino acids. The transcript is spliced from 24 exons.